This is a messenger RNA of Haemorhous mexicanus (house finch), 1553 nucleotides long. RefSeq names its product synaptotagmin 3 (gene SYT3). Bases 1 to 1515 code for a protein of 504 amino acids. NCBI's taxonomy places the organism in Eukaryota, Metazoa, Chordata, Aves, Passeriformes, Fringillidae. Gene Ontology annotation, molecular function: calcium ion binding; calcium-dependent phospholipid binding; phosphatidylserine binding. Gene Ontology annotation, cellular component: membrane. The record is from RefSeq and is a predicted model, not a curated record. Gene Ontology annotation, biological process: calcium-ion regulated exocytosis; regulation of calcium ion-dependent exocytosis; regulation of dopamine secretion. The transcript is spliced from 7 exons.
AUGUCCGGGGACUACGAGGAGGACGUUUGCCGCAGCGCGCUGCGCCUGGUGCACGAGCUCUGCUUCGCCCCCCGCGCCCGCCCGCCCCACGCCAGGUGCCUCGAGUUCACCGACCUGCUGCGGCACCGCGGGCACCCCCGGCCGGCUGAUACAGAGGUGUCGGUGUCGCUGCUCUCGGUCAUCGUCACCUUCUGCGGCCUGGUCCUGCUGGGGGUCUCGCUCUUCGUCUCCUGGAAGCUCUGCUGGGUCCCCUGGCGCCACAAGGGGGGUCCCGGGGGGGCCCCCCCCGCGCAAAGACCCCCCCCAGGCCGGGGGUGGGGGAGGGGCGCCGCCCUUCGGGGACCCCCUCCCCGACCGGGGGGACCCCGAGCCCCCCCCCGAGCGCUGCUACCUGGACAUGGGGCCCUGCCCCGAAUUUGGGGGGGGGUCGCGGGCCUUGGCCCCGCCCCCUCCGCCCCUCCCCCCCCUGCCCGGCUCGGGACCCCCCCAGGCUCGUCGCUGCCCCCGCUCCCCGAGGAGCCCCCUGCCCACCUGGGCCAGAUCCAGCCCGAGCUCUACGGCCCCGCCGGUGACCCCGAGCCGGGCGGCGCCCGCGGUGGCCCGGCCGGGGGUGGCCCUGGCGGCGCGGCGUCCCCUCCGUGCGGCCGGCUGCAGGUGUCCCUGCGCUACUCGUACGGCUCGCAGCAGCUGCUGGUGCGCGUCCUGCGCGCCCGCGACCUGCCGGCCAAGGACUCCAACGGCUUCUCGGACCCCUACGUGAAGAUCUACCUGCUGCCCGACCGCAAGAAGAAGUUCCAGACCAAGGUGCUGCGGCGGACGCUGAACCCCGAGUGGGACGAGACCUUCAGCUUCGGGGUGCCCUUCGCCGAGCUGCCGGCGCGGCGGCUGCACUUCAGCGUCUACGACUUCGACCGCUUCUCGCGGCACGACCUCAUCGGGCAGGUGGUGCUGGACAACCUGCUGGAGGCGGCCGAGGCGCGGCCCGAGGUGGCCAUCUGGAGGGACAUCCAGGAGGGGACGGGGGAGAAGGCCGACCUGGGCGAGGUGAAUUUCUCGCUCUGUUACCUGCCCACGGCCGGGCGCCUCACGGUCACCGUCAUCCGCGCCUCCAACCUGCGCGCCAUGGACCUCACCGGCUACUCAGACCCCUACGUGAAGGCCUCGCUGAUGGCCGAGGGCCGGCGGCUGAAGAAGCGCAAGACGUCCAUCAAGAAGAACACGCUGAACCCCAACUACAACGAGGCGCUCGUCUUCGACGUCCCCCACGAGAGCGUGCACCACGUCAGCCUCACCAUCGCCGUCGUCGACUACGACUGCAUCGGGCACAACGAGGUGAUCGGGCUGUGCCGCGUGGGCAGCGACGCCGACGGCCCCGGCCGCGAGCACUGGGCGCAGAUGUUGGCCAACCCCCGCAAGCCCAUCGAGCACUGGCACACCCUGGUGGAGGAGAAGGCUCUGACCAAGGCGGCCCCGCGGGACAAAGCGGCCCCGGGAGAGGCCCUGGGCCCGCCCUGAGCGGUGAGCGCCCAACUGGGACAAACUGGGACGGACUG